Molecule: messenger RNA, 504 nt
Organism: Protopolystoma xenopodis
Lineage: Eukaryota; Metazoa; Platyhelminthes; Monogenea; Polystomatidea; Polystomatidae
Source: the annotation of a GenBank genome assembly
AUGACUUUCAUCUAUGCCUGUUUUGCCUAUGUUCUAGGCAAAUUGCCCGCCGAAGAUCUCCAGCUGAGGCCCUGGCCUUCAGGCGACGGAGUUGCUUUCAACGCGUCGGGAGGAGCAUGUGUUGGCAAUGGUGAAGCCCUCGACUUGGCGACCACAGCGGGCACCCUCGACUUGGCGACCACAGCGGGCAGUGGCCGGAUAAACAGUCGAAGCCCCGCCUACAGAAACGCAGGCCACAAUCAGCUGACGCCCGAUCCACGCACUGUACGUCGGAUACAAAUGAUCACACGCGACGUCAUGGAGAUUGUGAAAGGUAUCCGCUACUUGCAGAAGACCAACGAGGCCAAAGAGAAAGUGAAUAAGGUGAUCAAUGAGUGGCGAGCCAUUGGAAUGGUGCUGGAUCGGCUCUUCUUUGUCAUUUAUCUGUUCGCUCUGGUCAUCUCGAUCAUCUUCUACUUCCCGCGGCCAGAAGACAGCAGUGAAAAUGUCAUCGAAGAACCUUAA